Molecule: messenger RNA, 1849 nt
Organism: Cotesia glomerata
Lineage: Eukaryota; Metazoa; Arthropoda; Insecta; Hymenoptera; Braconidae
Gene: AsnS
Product: asparagine synthetase [glutamine-hydrolyzing]
Exons: 8
Coding region: 161-1846 (561 amino acids)
Cellular component (GO): cytosol
Molecular function (GO): asparagine synthase (glutamine-hydrolyzing) activity
Source: RefSeq, a predicted model, not a curated record
GUGGUCGCUCGUGGAUAUACUAAGUGUUUACUUGAAUUGCAUCAUUACCGGAUUGUAAAUAAAAAAAGUAUAAAUUCAUUUGAAUUCAUUUUUAACCGUCAGUUCUUAAGCGCACCUCGCUUUUUAAAAAAUAAAUUUCAAAAUUUAUAAAUAAAAUAAAAUGUGUGGAAUUUGGGCAGUUUUUGGAGUUGAAGGAGAAACGCUUAAUUGUGUUUGCAAUAAUUUUAAUAAUAUUUCUCACCGAGGUCCCGAUGCUCUACGAGUUGAAUAUGACAGCCGUAUUAAGAACGCAUUUUUGGGCUUUCAUCGGCUGGCAAUUCUUGACAGUUUGUGUGGUAUGCAGCCAAUGAGAUUGUACAAAUAUCCAAAUGUAUUUUUGAUAUGCAAUGGAGAAAUUUACAAUUUUAAACAACUCAGGGAUAAAUAUAAUUUUUCAUACUCAUCAAAAUGUGAUAUUGAAAUUAUUACUCACUUGUACAUGAACGGAGGUGCAAAAAAUGUUGUCAAUAAUUUAGACGGAGUUUUUGCAUUUUGUCUUAUGGACAUGCAGGAAAAUAAAGUUUUAAUUGGACGUGAUCCAUAUGGAGUUAGGCCUUUGUUUAGAUUGUUGAGCACUGAUGGCCAGUUGGCUGUUUGUUCUGAAACUAAAGGUCUGAUAGGAUUGACUGAUCAAGUAACAGGUGACUGGACCUUAGAGCCAUUCCCUCCAGGACACUACGAAGAAUAUAAAAUCCUUGAGAAUGGAAAAGUAGAAUUCUUAUCCCGAGUUUGUUACCACAAACCCGGUGAUAAGCCUUCUUUUGACACUUAUGUUCCCUGGAAUGCUUUAGUACCAACGGACGUUCAAGGUAACAUUGUAAAAUUAUUCACCGGAGCGAUUGAAAAGCGUUUGAUGGCCGAUAGACGUAUCGGUUGUUUGCUCUCCGGAGGUUUGGACUCAAGUUUAGUAGCAUCUCUAGUGGUCAAGCUAGCAAAGAAGCACAACUUGCCUUACAAGGUCCAAACCUUUGCGAUAGGAAUGGGCGACAGUCCAGAUUUACGCGCCGCCAGGCAGGUAGCUCAGUUUAUUGACAGCGAGCACCACGAAAUUACAUUCACUGAACAGGAUAUCGCUGAUGUCUUGGAUAAUGUUAUUUACACUCUGGAGACAUUCGAUAUUACAACUGUUCGUGCAUCAGUUGGGAUGUACUUACUGGCCAAGUACAUUAAGGAAAAGACCUCAACAACUGUAAUAUUCAGCGGUGAAGGUGCUGAUGAGUUGGCUCAAGGGUAUAUUUACUUCCGAGAUGCUCCCAAUCCUCAUGAUGGUCACGAGGAAUCUCUUAGGCUGUUGAAAGAUAUUUAUCUUUAUGAUGGACUUCGCGCUGAUCGGACUACCAGUGCUCACAGUCUUGAGCUACGUGUUCCAUUUUUAGAUCUUCAGUUUACUAAUUAUUAUUUGUCGCUUAAUCAAGAAUCAAGACAACCCCAAAAUGGAGUUGAAAAGCAUUUACUCAGAUCAGCUUUUGAUAAAGAAAAUUUAUUACCUAACAACAUUUUGUGGCGUCAUAAAGAAGCAUUCAGUGAUGGUGUAGCUUCAAUUAAAAAAUCACUUUUCCAAAUAAUCCAAGAAAUUGUUGAAUCUAAAGUUACAGAUCAAGAUAUUGAAACAGCUCAUUUGAAAUAUCCUCACUGUACUCCUAAAACUAAGGAGUCUUAUUAUUACAGAAAAAUGUUUGAAAAAAAUUAUCCAGGACAAGCCGAGUCAUUAAUUCCCUACUUCUGGAUGCCACGGUGGGUUAAAAACAUCACCGACCCAUCAGCAAGAUUUAUUAAACAUUACGCCGCUGAAGAAGAUUCAAAAUAAAUA